GGUGGAAAGGAAACAAUGCCAUCUUCCAUCCCUCGCUGUAGCCCCUUUCCCUUGCUUAUAGGAUGGGGCUUCAGUAUGGGGACCAACUACCACUUCCACAGCUGGAGAGUUUUCGUGGUUGUCUGCUCUCUGCCCUGCAUCGCGUCUCUGGUUGCCCUGAAGUUCAUGCCAGAAAGCCCACGGUUUUUGCUGGAGAUAGGCAAGCAUGACGAAGCCUGGAUGAUCCUCAAGCAAGUCCACGACACCAACAUGAGGGCCAAAGGCGAGCCUGAGAGGGUGUUUACGGUAGCCAACAUAAAAACUCCAAAGCAGAUAGACGAAUUCAUUGAAAUACAGUGUUCUACAGGGACGUGGUACCAGCGUUCUUUUGUUAGAGUGACAACCACCCUCAAACAGGUUAUGGACAAUGUAAUAUACUGUCUGACAGCCCAGUACAGAAUGAACACGCUUUUCCUGGCAAUUGUGUGGUUCUCAAUGGCCUUAAGUUACUAUGGCCUUAUCGUCUGGUUCCCUGACAUGAUACGGUACUACCAAGAAGAAGCGUAUAAGUCCCGCGAGAAAGUCUUUAAUGGGGAAUCAGUGAAGGAUAUCACCUUCAACUUCACUUUGGAAAAUCAAAUCCACCGGAAUGGGACAUAUUUCAAUGACAAGUUCAUCAAAAUGAAGUUCCGAGAUGUGACUUUUGAGGACUCUGUGUUUGAGGAAUGCUACUUUGAAGAUGUGACAUCGAGCGAGACCUUUUUCAAGAACUGCACCAUUAUAAAAACUGUCUUCUUUAACACAGACCUGUACAAGCAUAAAUUUGUCGAAUGCAAGUUUGUGAAUGCCACCUUCUUGGAGCAGAAGAAGGGCUGCCACAUGGAUUUUGAGAGGGACAACGACUUCCUGGUUUACCUCGUCGGCUUCUUAGGCAGCCUCUCGGUCUUGCCAGGCAACAUUAUCUCAGCCCUGCUGAUGGACAAAAUAGGUCGGAUCAAGAUGAUUGGGGGUUCCAUGCUGAUCUCUGCCGUGUGCUGCUUCUUCCUCUUUUUUGGCAACAGUGAGUCGGCCAUGAUUGGCUGGCAGUGCCUAUUUUGUGGUACCAGCAUUGCUGCCUGGAAUGCGCUGGAUGUGAUCACUGUGGAGCUGUACCCCACACAUAAAAGAGCCACAGCCUUUGGCAUCCUCAACGGGCUCUGCAAAAUUGGGGCCAUCUUCGGGAAUGCUAUCUUUGCCUCCUUUGUUGGGAUAACCAAAGUGGUCCCCAUCCUCCUGGCAUCCUCUGCUCUGGUGGCAGGAGGCCUCCUUGCCCUGAGGCUGCCAGAGACUCGCGACCAAGUCCUGAUGUGAGCCGCCCAAAGGAAACGUCAACAGACAGGGACGAGAUGCAUUUAGAAGAAAAUCGCGGGAAAGCCUGUCAAUAUUUCUCUGCCGAUACCUCAGAUCUGAGGAGGGAGGGGGAGGAAGAGGCACCCCGCUGAGAUAACGUUAACCCCUUAGUUCUAGGACUGUUGUGAAGUGGUGAUGGAGCCCGCCUGUCUAGGGCUGCACCCGCACGCGCACACCCUGAGCUUUGCUCAUUGCUUCAAAGCUAUCACUUGUUAGGGGGUGAAGCCCCAUUUCCCCUCUGAAUGUGUGUGAACAUCUCAGGCACUAAACCAGUAACAGAAGAAGAAGCUGCCUCGUGAUCGUGCAUGUUUGUCUAGAUGUGUGCAUUGUGACGGGUGGCACUGGGAAGUGAGCCAUUCCUCACACAAGUGACCCUCUCAGAGCUCAGCUGAAUGGCUUGAUGUCUACAUUUCUAUAGCUUUCCGGGCAAUUAGCAAAAAGAAAAGGGGGGAUGAAUAUAGUUUUAAAACUGAAGCCCAUUCACCAAUGGUAGCUGGUCCUCAAGAGAGAUCACAAACCAGAUGGUUUAUUCAGGGGCAAGGCUACCCUUUUGGGGAGUCAACAGCCAUUGACUUACAUUUUGCAGAGGGCGGCCUCAUAUAUCGAGAACCAAAACUGAGACGCCCAACAUAGCUUGUUGUGUUUCCUCAAGGAAAGCUGCUGAUCCUUUCAUACAUUGGACCUCCAAGUUGUCUAAAGCAACCAUCACCACCUCUCUCACAUAGGUAUGCAAGGGAAUCUGUUGGAGAUUCUGCACACACACUUUCCAUUUCAUUCUCAUCAAGUAGUUUUCAAAAACAAAACAAAACAAAAAAACAACAACCACAGAGAUAUUCCAACUGUCCACAAUAAUUUUAACUGGAUCUUGUGAGAGAGGAAGGCUAAGACAAGUUUAAGCCAUCAGUCAGUAUUUCAAAUGCUUUGAGUUUGGGGGCAUCACUAUAUUAAAAGAGUAUAAAUUGUUGUUGGUUUUGAUCUAGUUUCAUUCAUGUUCCGUUCCUUGAGCAUCUUAUGACUCCUGAAACCAAAUAUGUACAUAUCCUGCAGUGUAAAUAGAGCGCUUCCGGGGGGAGGGGGAUAUUUGAUCGACUAUAGAUUACGGUAUCUGCAGGAAUUUAACAGUAUUAUAGCCAUAUUAACAAAUGAUAAAUGUCUGAGUUACUUAUAUGUAGACUGCCAUCUUACUGGAACACUCUAAAGCACAGUUUGGGGAGUAGCCAUUUAAAUUGUUUUUUGGAGAUUUGCACUCGACAGAAGGUUGUCAUAUGGCAUGGCUGGAUCUGCCCUUUCAGCCAAGGUUGAAAGAAUAAAAAAAAACCUUCAGGUUUCAGGACUUGUUGGUCUCAAACUGUCUUAUACUCAAGAGAUCCAAGCUUGGCUGCAGAAUGGAACGGAUCAUGUUUUGUGGCAAAAGCAGAGAGCAACAUCACUGGCAUCCGGCAUCAAGAAUGGCUGGAUGGUAGACCAAAGGAUGCUGAGCACUGCUUUGAGCUGUUGUUGAUGAGGCCAUGAGGACUCUGAGGAAGAAAUGAUGGAAGAUACGAUGCACCUUGAUGCUUUUAUGAAAUGUCCGUUCCCAACAGGGAGCCAAAGACUCUCCCCAACAAAGGCUUUGCUUCUAUACUAAUUCACCUAAAAUGGAUGGAGGCUUUGCUACGAAGGAUUUCCUUCGUUGGAGAUGAUAGUGUUUUAAAAAUAAAUAAUAAUAAUAAUCAGGAAAAAUGAGCCAUCCCCAGAGAGCUGCUGUGCAAACUAGCCUCUCAUUACAUAAUAACUCUUUUCCGGGCAUAGACAGAGUUGAAAAUCAGCUGAUUUAUGCACAUUCUCAGAUUGCAUGGACCACGUUUUCUUCUUCGUUCUACUCAAUGAGCUUUAAAGCCCUGGUUGCUUCCUUCCUGGCGUUAAAAAAGAAAAGAAAAAGCCAUAUUGUCUUUUCCAACCUUAGAGAAAAAAAGGACAGGGCUGAUUCCAAAUGCAGACCUGCAUUUCUCUUGUUUUCCUCUUCUGACUCUGCAUCUAUAUGGACGCCUUCAUAUCUGUGUUGACACUUCCUCCUGAUAGCUGUGGGAUCUGGGGCUAUAGCAUAAUAUGUACAGAAGACAUGUAUUCAAUAGAUGUUGUCACCAUCCAGGAACCUGCAUUAUAAAAUUCUUUUUUGGGGGGGUGGGGGUGGGGGAAGGAUCAAUUGUCAUGAAAGCGCUGUUUUGUAAUCCUUUGUCAACCUCCACUGAAUGUGUCCACUACUUUGAAGAAAUUCAUGUCAUGCAAUGAAAUUGCAAUAAAUGUAAACCAAACGUGGUGUAUUUGAAGGUUAAA
Messenger RNA from Podarcis muralis (Common wall lizard), 3684 nucleotides. The record is from RefSeq and is a predicted model, not a curated record. NCBI's taxonomy places the organism in Eukaryota, Metazoa, Chordata, Lepidosauria, Squamata, Lacertidae.